GUUGCUGGAUAUCAUAAUAGGUUUAGAUUAUAGUAGAUUUCGUCUGGCAAACACGUUAUCAUUUCAUUAUUGAUAUUUUGGACAAGUGAUCGGUACAAGAAGUUAACUUCUUUUCUGUAUUCGUACGAUUCAACCGGAAGUGGAAAUAUUUUCUUUAGGACCAUCUUGUUGUUUACCUCGAUCACUCAAUAAUGGCGAAAGUAACAAUGGCAAUGGAUUCCAUGAAAAGUGUUCCAUCAACAGGGACAUGGACAUGGAAAGAUGAAACGAAUUCUCUUGAAUUCAUGAGUAAUAAUCCUAAUGCUGACAGACAAGACAAGCGGCGAAGAGCGAAAGAGGGAAACAAAAAAAUGGACAGAGUGGCGUCUAGUGUUGGUAAGCCAGGAAUGAGGGGUCGCAGUCAAAAAGGGAACCAGGCCAAGUCUCCACAUCCAGCUUUAAAGCAGAAAACCAGUCAAACAACAGUGACACUUGACUAUGUCAAAAAUGUGGCGCUCAGCAUGUUAUCUGUACAAUCAAAUGAAGGGAUUCCUGAAACUUUUGAAGGCAUCCUUAAUACUGAUGAAUUUGACCUGUUUCUGAUGCAUCUCUUCAACUACUUCCAUUGCUUUUUUGACAAGUUGCUUCAGGAACAUAAAAUCAACACUACUACCUACAUUGAACCAAGCCUGUCUGAGAAGAAAGCAUUUGAGGAAUCUCUGGUAAAGAUUGGACAGACAGAGAAAUUACUAGGCCAGGCUUAUUGUGUGUUGGAGCUUGGAUUAGGACUAGAGGAUCACCACCACAUGGCUUGUGGCAAAUCAAGGGUAUCUUCAACACUCAAAGACAGAGGAAUGUUUGAGACACUCUACUCUUUCUGUGCCUAUGCUGUCCACAUAUCCUUCCGUAGAAAGGAUUUUACAGUCAUCAAAAAAGAAAUUGGCAGAAUUUUAAGGUCAGACACAUUCAACCCCGCCAAGCAAGUUAAGAAGUUACCAGAGGGACGACAAGCUGUGAGUUACCAUAAAAUUGCCGCUGCGUUGAGAGAUGCCAAGAAUAAAAAGUUCCGAAGGUUCAGAAAGCAAUUCAUCAAUAGAGAUGAGAAAGAUGACAACAGCGAAACAAAAGAAGAGCAGCCAACAGGUGCCAUUAGUAAAAUGACACCAGCUGAAUACCGCAGACUACAGCCGAAAAGACCUGCCAUUAAAGCUAUCAUCAAUCAGAGAUCUCCAGCUAUUGUUGCCAUUUUACCGUCCCCUAAAGAGGAAGCUAACUGGUUGUUCAGACGGAGGGGAGCAUUGUCACCAAAUUCACUCUCUAAAAUGGGACGAGAGCCAGAGACAGAGGAAGCUGAUGAUGGGGACAUGUUUGGUGAUGAUUUUUUUAUAGACAAGAAAACAUUUAAAAUUGGAAUCAUUGGUGAACCGUUGAACCUGUUCAACGAGAAGACAUUGACUCCUUUAGGAGCUAAUGAGGAAGAAGAAGGUGAAGAAGGGGAGGAAGGAAAGAAACAGACUGCCCCAGAGGAAGUGUCACAGGACAAAACACCUUCUCCAGAACAAAGGUUAAGCCGACAACAGACAGCCAUAUCUACAGGCACCACAGAUGCUGCGUUUGUUGAUGAAGAGGACUGAGGCUUCUUUGAAACAUUUAUGGAGGGCUGAAAAGUCAAUUGCAUCAUUACAACAGAAAAUUGUUUUUUAAGAAGAAAUUGAAUUGUAUGAGAGAGAUAUGAAAUGAAAAAGAUUUAAAUUUAAAUACCAUUGUUUGUUAUUUUACAAACUUUACAAGGCUGUGAUAUUGUAAUAUUUAUAAAAAGAAGUGAAUAAGAACUACGAUAAUGUCCCUGGUUAUCACAAGGACACGGUUCUUAUCCUCAUAUAUAAUACAUAUAUAUGACUUCUGUAGACUGUUUGUAAACACCCUCAUAUAAAAGUUAUGAUUUUGUGAUAAAUAGAUUCGCUAUUUAGCAGUAAAUCAGGAUUAUCAUAGCCAUGAUACUUGGAUAUAGAUUGUAAAAGGGAGUAAUUUUGUUUCAAUAUCCUUGGUUACUGUAUUCAGUAC
Messenger RNA from Ylistrum balloti, 2043 nucleotides. Its product is annotated as protein phosphatase 1 regulatory subunit 36-like. Gene Ontology annotation, molecular function: phosphatase binding. The transcript is spliced from 18 exons. Gene Ontology annotation, biological process: negative regulation of phosphatase activity. The record is from RefSeq and is a predicted model, not a curated record. NCBI's taxonomy places the organism in Eukaryota, Metazoa, Mollusca, Bivalvia, Pectinida, Pectinidae. Bases 192 to 1613 code for a protein of 473 amino acids.